AUGGCACUGGAUGCAUUACAGCAUUUGGGUCUGCAGCCCGCCUCGGAGGUGAUUUUGGAGUCGGUGGUCGAGGAGCAGUCGACGGGUAACGGCACGUUGAUGACCCGUCUCAAGGGAUACAAGGCAGACGUCGCGUUGAUUCCAGAGUCCGAAGGAGAGAUCCUGGUACGAGCAAAUACUCGUGUCUUAUGGUUCCAGGUUGAGGCGCGAGGAACUCCUGUGAAUACGAGGGGGAUGGGGACAGGGAUGAAUGCUGUCGACGCGUUCUGGAGAGUGAUUGGGGCCCUUGAGGGAGUUGGAGGCAGAAUGGAGCCAAAGAAGAGUUGA
This is a messenger RNA of Rhinocladiella mackenziei CBS 650.93, 327 nucleotides long. RefSeq lists its product as uncharacterized. Lineage: Eukaryota; Fungi; Ascomycota; Eurotiomycetes; Chaetothyriales; Herpotrichiellaceae. Bases 1 to 327 code for a protein of 108 amino acids. The transcript has a single exon. The record is from RefSeq and is a predicted model, not a curated record.